AUGUGUUCUGUUAAAUUGUCCAAUCUUCCAAAGAGGUAUAAUUACUCUGCUCUCUUGGAACUUGUGCCAGAUAUGGUGGCCUGUCGAGUAUUUUACGAUCCAAUUUCCCGAAAACCCAAGAAUUAUGUCUAUGUCGAACUUUCAUCCAAUGAGAUUGCAUUAAAGUGUGUGAAUAAGGUUAAUAACAAGGAAUUUCAGGUCGAAGAAGCAAUUGCCGCGGUCGACGAAAAACAGGGAUGUGUCAUACGUGGACGCAGGGUAUCAGUUCAUUUUUGUCCAAAGAAAGUCAAAAGCAAAAUUAUCGGGCUGGUUGUAUAUGGUCUAAAAAAAACAACAACCGAAGAUGAGGUACGUGCCCUUUUUCCCCAAGCAAGCAAAGUUGAAAUGUAUCCACUCGGCGGAUUCGCAGUGCUGCACUAUGCUCUGAUAGAGGAUUGUAAGCUGGAUAAAAAAAAUGCGAUGGGUGCUGAAUUGAAAAAGAGAAAACUGAAAAUUGUGUUCAAGUUUCAAAGUGGAAACCAUGAGGAAAUGAGACCGGAAGCAAUCACAGAGGCCAAGCAAAAGAAUCCCAGCCCCUUAAUUUUCGUGAAAAACCUUGGAAGGUAUGCUAUACUUGAUUGCAAGUCCGUUAUAGCGGCUAAACGGAUACUGGCCAAGUCUUAUGUUUUUGAAGGUCGGACACUUGUUGUACAACCAGCGUCUGGUAAAAAGUUCGAACUUAAGCGUUCUAUUGUGUAA
Messenger RNA from Echinococcus granulosus, 738 nucleotides. RefSeq lists its product as hypothetical. The coding region runs from base 1 to 738 and encodes 245 amino acids. Lineage: Eukaryota; Metazoa; Platyhelminthes; Cestoda; Cyclophyllidea; Taeniidae. The record is from RefSeq and is a predicted model, not a curated record. Gene Ontology annotation, molecular function: RNA binding. The transcript is spliced from 4 exons.